CGAUGCCCGGAGGAGCCCAGCCCUGCCCGGCGGCGGCGGCGGGGGCGGCGGGGGCGGCGGCGGCGGCGCGGCCCCGGAACUCCGGGCGCCACCUCGCACCGGGAACUUGGGGCACGGCCUCUGGGACCCCGUGCCACCCGACAGGCAGGAUGGUGCUGGCCAUGAGCCCCCCGGCUCCCUUCUGCUGAUGUGCCCGGCCCACACCCACCAUGCCGUCCACCAUCUCGGCCUUCCAGGCUGCCUACAUUGGCAUUGAGGUGCUCAUCGCUCUGGUCUCCGUGCCCGGCAACGUGCUGGUGAUCUGGGCCGUCAAGGUGAACCAGGCUCUGCGGGAUGCCACCUUCUGCUUCAUUGUGUCCCUGGCGGUGGCGGACGUGGCCGUGGGGGCGCUGGUCAUCCCGCUGGCCAUCCUCAUCAACAUUGGGCCACAGACCUACUUCUACACCUGCCUCAUGGUGGCCUGCCCGGUCCUCAUCCUCACCCAGAGCUCCAUCCUGGCCCUGCUGGCCAUCGCUGUGGACCGCUACCUCCGCGUCAAGAUCCCGCUCAGGUACAAGACGGUGGUGACCCCACGGAGAGCAGCCGUGGCCAUCGCCGGCUGCUGGAUUCUCUCCCUCCUGGUGGGCCUGACCCCUAUGUUCGGCUGGAACAACUUGAGCGAGGUGGAGCGGACCUGGGCGGACAAUGGCAGUGCAGGGGAGCCGGUGAUCAAGUGUGAGUUUGAGAAGGUCAUCAGCAUGGAGUACAUGGUCUACUUCAACUUCUUCGUGUGGGUGCUGCCGCCGCUGCUCCUCAUGGUUCUCAUCUACCUGGAGGUCUUCUACCUGAUCCGCAAGCAGCUCAACAAGAAGGUGUCCGCCUCCUCGGGCGACCCCCAGAAGUACUAUGGCAAGGAGCUGAAGAUCGCCAAGUCGCUGGCCCUCAUCCUCUUCCUCUUUGCCCUCAGCUGGCUGCCGCUGCACAUCUUGAACUGCAUCACCCUCUUCUGCCCCACCUGUCAGAAGCCCAGCAUCCUCAUCUACAUCGCCAUCUUCCUCACGCACGGCAACUCGGCCAUGAACCCCAUCGUCUAUGCCUUCCGCAUCCACAAGUUCCGAGUCACCUUCCUGAAGAUCUGGAACGACCACUUCCGCUGCCGGCCGGAACCGCCCAUCGACGACGAUGACCUCCCUCCAGAGAAAGCCGAUGACUAGACCGCCCUCGGCACCCCAGCAGCCCAGCCCUCCCGUCCCCACGGGCCCACGGCUCUCCCCCGAGCCUCUCCCCAGCUGGGGGCUGUGCUGGGUGGGCUCCGGGGAGGAUGUUGAGCUCCCCUCCACAGGGAGCGACCCCCACCCCCUGCACCCCGGGGGGCCGCGGGGAGGUGUGGGAGGGCAGGCCGUGAGGAAAGCGCCGCCCUGCCCUCUGCCUGACCCUCUCAAGAGCAGCCCGGCAGCGGGCCCUGGGUGCCUGUCCGUGGCGGCGCCCUUGGGAUGGAGAGGAUGAGGGGGUUUCCACGGGGGGGUCACGCUUGGUAGAUGCCGAUCACCCAGGGAUCGAUCUUGAGUUGAGGAUUGCUUCUGAGGUGAAGGAAUGAGGGAGACUGGGGGAGGUCCUGGCUUUGCUUUCUCUCCUGGAGCAGCAAAGGGUCAGCAAGCAAGGAGGCUCAGUUCCCACCCGCAAGGAACCCGCCGCCAUGCCGGUGCACACCUUGCUCUGAGCAGCCCAGACUUUACGCUUGGGAGAGGCAGCGAGCGGGGCCCGGAGGUAAUUUCUCACAUCUGCCCUUGGGCAGAAGCAGAGCUUCUGAGCCCCUGGGCAAUGAGUGUGGUAUGGUAAGUGCUGACCUCCGUCGCUAGGGGGCAGCACCGAGUCCCCCCCCUUGUGGGCCUUGCAAGUAGGCUCUGGUGUCACUUCCUGUCACCUGGGCCACCUAGCUCCACCAGCCCUUAGUGACGGGCCUGCAUGCUCCUCCGUGACAUGGUCUCUGCUGCUACUGGGUCAGAUAGAGAGAACCCGAGUCACCCCAACUCUUGGGAGCCCUCUGAGCUCCUGGACUCAGUAUGGCUGGUGGGAGCAGGCCAGAGGAGAUCACCUCCCGAUGGUGUGGAGAGAGUCUUGCUGGCCUAAAGUUCAAUAUUCUAAAUGCCCCUGGUAUUUAGCUCAGUUUUCAAGGGCUCUGGAAGCUCUGCCGCAGACUCUGCUUAGGUCUUUGGGGGUCUGGGCUAGGACCGCCUCAUCCCCUGUCAAGGCGGGCAGGGGAGGGAGGGGAUUGUUAUACUGACAGGUCCAGAGUGUGAAUAAUUACUCUAGGCCCAGAUUCCAGGCCCUGCCCUCUGUCCGGGAUGGGGUGUCCCUGGCUCUCAAGGGAGCCCCAUGUGACUAAUAAAAGACUGUGAACCCUCA
This is a messenger RNA of Perognathus longimembris pacificus (Pacific pocket mouse), 2385 nucleotides long. RefSeq names its product adenosine A1 receptor (gene Adora1). The record is from RefSeq and is a predicted model, not a curated record. Gene Ontology annotation, biological process: G protein-coupled adenosine receptor signaling pathway. Lineage: Eukaryota; Metazoa; Chordata; Mammalia; Rodentia; Heteromyidae. The coding region runs from base 210 to 1193 and encodes 327 amino acids. Gene Ontology annotation, cellular component: synapse; dendrite; membrane. The transcript is spliced from 3 exons. Gene Ontology annotation, molecular function: G protein-coupled adenosine receptor activity.